This is a messenger RNA of Saxophila tyrrhenica, 759 nucleotides long. RefSeq lists its product as uncharacterized. Bases 1 to 759 code for a protein of 252 amino acids. Gene Ontology annotation, molecular function: oxidoreductase activity. Gene Ontology annotation, cellular component: cytosol. The transcript is spliced from 6 exons. The record is from RefSeq and is a predicted model, not a curated record. Lineage: Eukaryota; Fungi; Ascomycota; Dothideomycetes; Mycosphaerellales; Extremaceae.
AUGCCUCCCUUUCCCUCACCAACGGAGACGUGGUGGCAGACGAAAGGACAGCCAUCUGGCGAUCCCUCAAGACCCGAAGUCUCCGCCAAAGGCAAGAAUGUGAUCGUGACAGGCGGUGGGACGGGCAUUGGUGCUGAGGUAGCCCGCUACUUCGCCGAAGCUGGCGCUGCUCGUAUCGCUCUGCUCGGUCGUCGAGAGCAGCCGUUGCUCGACACCAAAGCCUCUCUCGAACGAAAGUACGGCACGAACGUCUUCACAGCCUCAGUGGAUGUGGCGAACAAGGAGCAGGUCGACGGAGCCUUCCAGAAGUUCCCCGGGGAGGACAAGGUUCAUGUCGUCGUCAGUAACGCCGCUGUCACCGGCCCAAUGGAUCCCGCGAGAGACGUGGAUGUGAAAGCCUUCGUUCAGACUGUUGCACAGAAUGUGGAGGGCUCCUUGAACGUAGCGCAAGCGUUCGUCAUACACGCCGCUGUGAAUGCAGUCGCCAUUGAGACCAACUCCAAUGCGGCGCACCUUACAUUGCCCGAGAUGCCUGGCUUUGCUGCAUAUAGCACGGCUAAAUUCGCGCCUGGUGUCGUCGACACGGACAUGAAUAGGGCCGCCGGUGGUGUAGAGGCUCUCGGCUUUGAAGACCAUGUGUCGGUGCCUGGGAGCUUCUACCUGUGGCUCGCGUCUCCCGAGGCUCGCUUCUUGCAAGGGAAGUUUCUGUAUGCCAACUGGGGAUAUCGAGGAGCUCAAGGCGAGAGCCACGGAGCUUGA